AGGGGCUGGGAGGGGGUCGGUGUGUGAGGACAGAAGUCAAAGAGCGACUUUGCAAGAGAAAGAACAUCUGCAAACAAGAUGCUGUUCCUGCAACUUGUGCUGUUGGCGGUUCUCCUCCCAGGGGGUGACAGCGAAGAUGACUUCCAGGACCCAAUCUCCUUCCGAAUUAUCCUGACCACAUCCUUUUACAACCAUUCCUGGACGCAGAAUCAAGGCUCAGCUUGGCUGGAUGAGCUGCAGACUCAUGGCUGGAACCCCAAGACUGGUAUUUUCACUUACCUGAAGCCUUGGUCCAAGAGCAACUUCAGCAAUGAGGAGCUGAAGGAACAAGAAAGGAGCUUGCAUUUAGCCUUCACUGGAUUUCCUUCAAUAUUUCAUAAGCAUGUCAGCCAAUGGCAGCUUGAGUAUCCCUUUCAGGUACAAGUAGUCAAAGGCUGUGAGCUGCAUUUUGGGAAAGUUUUAGAGUGCUACUUGCGGAUGGCUUAUCAAGGAUCUGAUCUCCUGAGCUUCCAGAAUACGUCAUGGUGGCCAUCUCCAGAGGGAGGAAGUAGGGCUCAAAUGGUCUGCAAACUAUUAAAUCAGUACCACGUGGUCAAUAAAAUAGUACACGUGCACAUCAGUAACAUCAUCCCCCGCUUCUUCUUGGGUCUUCUCGACGCAGGGAAGGCGGAUCUCCAGCAACAAGUGAGGCCCGAGGCCUGGCUGUCCGCUCGCCCCAGCCCCGGGCCUGGCUGUCUGCAGCUGGUGUGCCACGUCUCCGGUUUCUACCCCAAGCCUGUGUGGGUGAUGUGGAUGCGGGGCGAGCAGGAGGAGACAGGCUCCCAGCGAGGUGACGUCCUGCCCCAUGCUGACGGCACGUGGUACCUUCAGGUGUCCUUGGAUGUGAAAGCCAAGGAGGCAGCUGGCCUGUCCUGCCGUGUGAGACACAGCAGUCUAGGAGGCCAGGACAUGGUCCUCCACUGGGAGCGGCCCCCUUCCAUGGGCUUGGUCUUCCUGGUCGUGAUCGUACCCCUGGUGCUCCUGGCAGGCCUGGCGUGGUGGCUCUGGAAGCGCUGGAAAGCCCAUUAGAGACCUCAGUGCACGGACUUCCCUUCGGAGCGAGAUCCCAGCCACCCAGGCCCCAGGACCUAAACCCAGCUCAGCACUGAUGUCCUGGCCACUCCCCGUGCGCAACUCUGUGUUCAUUUCUUCUUAAUGAUCAGUUGUCAAUAUAAGCUAAGCAUCAUUUAGUGAGUUUUGUUGUUCUGACUUAAUUCUGGAAUUUAAAUCUCAAAUUUAUCUCUGAAUGGAAUGAUGUUCCAGCGCCUACAUGGAUCGAGAGACAUCAAAUGUCAUGUCCUCCAGAGGGCCCUCCCUGAUUCACAAGUAGAAGCAGUCUCUGCCUGUUGAGAAUCUCUACCCCCUUUUCCUGACCUUUUGUAAAUCUGUGUUUCCCAGCCCACUCCUCAUUACCUCCAGUUAUGUUCCUUUUCUCCUCUAAUAUUAGGAUUCUUUUUUUAAUAAUAUAUUUAUUUUUAUUGGUGUUCAAUUUGCCAACAUACAGAAUAACACCCAGUGCAAUAUUAGGAUUCUUUUUUUUUUAAUAUUAGGAUUCUUAAGAACUAAGUCCACGUCUUUUUAGUAUUUGUAUUCUUGGCGAGGUGUCUCACUACAUGGCAU
Molecule: messenger RNA, 1659 nt
Organism: Nyctereutes procyonoides (raccoon dog)
Lineage: Eukaryota; Metazoa; Chordata; Mammalia; Carnivora; Canidae
Product: T-cell surface glycoprotein CD1a-like
Exons: 6
Coding region: 79-1068 (329 amino acids)
Biological process (GO): antigen processing and presentation, exogenous lipid antigen via MHC class Ib; positive regulation of T cell mediated cytotoxicity; immune response
Cellular component (GO): external side of plasma membrane
Molecular function (GO): lipopeptide binding; exogenous lipid antigen binding; endogenous lipid antigen binding
Source: RefSeq, a predicted model, not a curated record